UAUUUUUAUUUUUAUUUUAUUUUAAUUUUAUUUUUUUAAUUUUUUUUUUCCUAUAUCUCACUGCAAAUAAAUUUAUGUGUAAUUGUUGUGUGGUAUUUGUUUUCUAUCUUCUGUGAAUGCUGACCGAAGUAUUACUUUUGGAACAGCUGAAGGACGACGGCACCGAAUCUGGGACAGAAGCAGAAGACGAAAAAGCCGCACGUCUUGAAUGUCGGACAUUAUCAGCCGGAAAUCCUCAAAGCAUUGAUGGGGAACCAAAGCAGACUGUUUUAGGGGCUGCUGACUAUGAUGGCAGAUAUAACUCACUACUGCAUAUUACACAACAGCAAUUUACUAGACACAACUCACGCCUACCUUGCAACAGCUAUUUUCAACCGCAUCAUCAACAGCAAGAACAACAACAACAUUUGUCAGAGCAACAAUUACUACAGCAGCAAGAACAACAACAAUUACAACAACAGCAUCAUCAUCAGCUGCAGCGAUCAGAUUACACAACAGCUAUGGAGAGAUCAUUAAUUAUAGAAGAAGAUGUAAAAAUGGAAGAGUUGCAGUUGUCUGAAGACGAGUGCCAAAAGGAGAAUCAACUAGAACAACUGCAGCCACAAGAAAUAGAGGAACAGCAGGCCAUGCUACAACCACAUUCUCACCAUCAUAAUAAUAAUAAUCAUCAUCAUUCUCAAGAAGAAGAAAAAGAAGAGCAACAACAACAACAACAACAACAUCAGUGUGAUCCAAAACGUAUGGAUGUGUUAUUGUCGGAGAACGAAUUAGUAAUUCCAGCUUCAUCCUCCUCUCUGGAAGUAAUAGAAGUAGCUCCAGCUGUUUCUGCUUCACCUGAGCCAACAUUAAACCAACAGGCAGCCCUUCCCUCAACAGUACACCCAUUGUCUUUACACAAAGAUACACAGCUUUCCAUAUCACCGUCUUUGUCGUUUGAUUCUGAAGGAGGAGGAGAACAAGAAAACACACACCAACAGCAGCAUGCACCAUCAGCAGCAGCACCACAGCAACAGAAGCAACUGGAAAAUAAUGAAGAAGGAACUGGGACUGGGUCAGGAGCAGCUCAAAAAUUAGACCGGGAGUACUGUGUGUCCGAUGAUCCUGUUGAAACGAGUGAACGGCCCUUAAAUCAAGUGACCAUGAGCACCUGUUUGAACAACUCCGUCAGCUCUGAAACUGCCAUGAACCUGUCCAAUCCGGUUUCUGUAUCUGCGGAUGUUUCCAACUCUAAUACUAAUACUGCUGUCGCUGAAGACUUAAUUGGUCCAGAACCAAUCAGCAUUGACAGACCUAACGAGCUCCCAUCUUUGGCGGAGCAAGCUGACGCAGCCAUGACAACGAGAAGCUCAGAUGACAUUAACGGGGACCAGAGCCUGCCUGUUUCUCUUGAAUCUCAAAGUCCUGUAUCGAUGGUGACCACCACAUCGCCGUCUGUCGUCGUUGACCAGCACAGCUCGGAGGAGGAGCUUGAAUGUAUAAACCAGGAGAACAGUCACCCGGAGAAGAGGAAGUGGUCACAGAUGGAGAGUCAGAGCAGUCACUCUGUGGAGAGCAACCAUCCAAAGUCAAAUGUUUACCAUUCCUUUCAUCCCCCCCAUCACCACGACCACAACGCCCAUCACCUGUUGCAGCAUCCUCUUCCUCUUCAUCACCACAGUCAUCAUCAGCAGCAGAAUCAUCAUGUCCUACAGCACCAUCAACAACAGCAACAGAACAACAUCAACCACAAUCAGCAGCAUCGCAGCAGCAACAGCAACAGCAGCAGCAGCAGCAGUGGUAACCACGGUAGCAGCGGUAACAACAACAACAACAACAACAGCAACAACAACAAUAACAACGCCAUUAACUCCCAACAACACUGCCACAACCACAACAACCAGCACAACUGCAGCAGCAGCAACAACAAUAACAACAACAGCAUUCUAAUCAACAACAGCAACAUCUGCAAUAACAACAACAACAACAACAACAAUAACAACAACAACAGUAACAUCAACAACAACAGCAACGCCAAUAGCUGCUGUUUUACAGACAGUGCCGGAUCUUCGGACGAGGAGGUGAAGGAGUUCAUGCUUGAUCCAAAACCUAUUCUAUUCAGCUCCGCUCCACCCUCGGGUAUCCAGAAGGUGAUGCGGUCGUCGUCAGCCAAUUUUCUAGUACCGAAUGGACCACCCCUUAGCAUCUGUGCCAUUUCACCAAGAAAAAGGCACCGUUUAAAUUCGUCCUCUGAUUCUCUUGAUUUGGAGAACAUCUCUGUAAUUCAAAGACCAUGUCUUGACUUUGAGAAAAUGCAGAAAACAUUGAUGCGAAAGCAUACAUCACAUAGUGUCAGCCGUGCAAAGAUUGUGAAAAUUAAGACUAUCAGUGGUAAUGGCACCAGUUCCAAAUGUUGGUUUGACCCUGCUGUGUGUUCGUUCCGAUCAAUCAGCACGGCAUACAGCCCUUUGCCACCAGUAGAAGAACCAUCUUGUGCUUACUGAAGAACACCAGAUGGAUUAUCUUGAAACCUGCUGCUGCUGCUGCCGCGGCCGCCGCUGCUGCUUUACAGACUGAGAGUUAUUUCAAACCAAGGAUCAAGGCUGGAUGGAUCAUUGAUCAUUGUGACCAGUUUUUAUGUAAAGGGGUGGGAAAAGGGGGAAGAAGUGUGUGUAUGUGGGGGGAGGGUUGUUUUUGGAGGGUGUGGUUUGGGGUGAUGAUGGAAAAAGGCGAUAAUGAGGAUGAAGAUGAGGUGAUGGAGGAGAUGGUGGUGUAAUUUAUGUCUUCAAUGGUGAAGGUGUCGCUACAGCUCCUCUUAUGUCAAAGGUGGAUACUCCUGAGAAGAAAGGAAGGAGGAAAGAAUGAAAAGAAAAUACCUCUGCAAGUUACUACUGCUACUACUAUUGCUACUACUAAUACUUAUUGCCUGGAGUAGUAAUUUUAUCAUUAUUAAUAUUUUUGUUAGUAGUAGUAACUAUUAUUUGCUGACUUUGACCUAAAUUCAAGAACAAUAAUCGAGACAAAGGACUUAAAGAUAAGUGUAUAUAAACAUAUAUAUAUAUAUAUAUGUGUAUAUAUAUAUAUAUAUAUAUAUAAACAUAUAUAUAUAUAUAUGUAUAUAUAUUAUAAUAUAAAUAUGUGUGUGUAUGUGUUUCCAAAUGAGGGAAAUGACAUGUCCAAUACAAACUGAUUGAUCAGAAUAUAUAUACAUAUACAUGCAUAUUACACACACACAUGUGCACACACACACACACACACACACA
Messenger RNA from Octopus bimaculoides (California two-spot octopus), 3239 nucleotides. RefSeq lists its product as uncharacterized. NCBI's taxonomy places the organism in Eukaryota, Metazoa, Mollusca, Cephalopoda, Octopoda, Octopodidae. The record is from RefSeq and is a predicted model, not a curated record.